ACGAGCAAGCCUGUGUACUCUUCUUCAUCUCCUACGAGUUUUCCCAUCAUUUAAGACGCCAUCUCAUCUCAUCUCAUCUCCGUCUGGAUAACUACUCACCAACCCAUCCAGAAGGAGGAAAAGUUCUCCCUGUUAUCGUCCCACAGACGGAAAAACCAGGAAAUCUAUUCCUGGAAACUAUAGGUGUAACCGAAAACUAUUUGAUUUCUUUCCACACUACGGAAACUACUACUUCCUAAAUAAACACAAAUCCACCACCAAAAAUAACUCAAAUCCAGUCCGUCUACGAGUCUCAAAAAGUCUCAACUAAUUUCCCGCAGAGAAAACCAACCACCAAAAGAGAGAAAGUUAAGAGAGAAAGGUGUGUCAAAUCUGUACUAACCAGAAUCCCCGCAGUGCAACGUCUUACCCCCCAUGAGACAAAAAGUUGUGAAGGAAAGAAAAUAAAUAAUUUUGACUCGGAGAAAGUUGAGGAAAAGAAGUUUCGUUUUUCCCCAAAAAACGAAAACGUGCAGACGAAAAAUAAUUUAAUAUAAGUAAUUUAAAUGACUACUUCCCUGCCCUCCUUCUGUUCAUUGAGGGUCAAGAGAAGUGACGUCAAUGUGACUGGGUUAGCGUUUUCGUGGUGAAAGUGUGUACGCAAAAACGGUAACUAAUUUACGUAUGCACAUAUAAAUAAAUAGUGAAGAGGACUUGCUUCCGUAUAAAAUUUGCGGUUUUUCUCUCUCUUCAGAGUAGUAAAUAGAGAAAUAAAUAAAGCGGAAAUAGUGGGGAAAACGAGACAAAUUGUUAAUCAAGUAAAUUUACCGUCAUCAUGGGAAAGUACAACACGGGAGAAAGUUUGUCCUUCUGUAACUUUCUCCCAUCUCGACGAAACGCCACCUGCAUCACGGCUGUCCUCUUCCUCUGCUGUUUCUGCUCCUACUCGGCGGUGGCCACGAUGAUGCGGGAUUUGCAGAUUUUAGACGAACUUCUCAAGAAAGGGUAUGAUCGGAGAGCCACACCCACCAAUCAUCUCAACAACAGUGUCCCAACGAAGGUGGACUGUGAACUGUUUGUCCGAAGCUUUGGGUCGCCAAACCCACUUACCAUGGAUUACAAAGUGGAUUUGUACCUCCGACAAAAGUGGAGAGAUGAACGGCUGAAGCAUCCCGAUCUUAAGAAACCGCUCGAUCUGAACGAUCCCAACUUGGUGAAAGCGAUUUGGAAGCCGGAAGUGUAUUUUCCCAACGGUAAAGAAGCCGACUUUCAGUUCGUCACUGUUCCAAAUGUCCUCGUCAGAAUUCAUCCGGACGGAGAUAUUCUUUACAUGUUGCGCCUGAAAAUAACGUUUUCUUGUAUGAUGGACUUAUCCAAAUUCCCUCUGGAUCGUCAAGUAUGCACGAUGGAGGUGGCCAGCUUCUCGAAAACCGUGGAGGAAUUAAUCCUCGAGUGGAAGAAGAAGGACCCCGUGACGACGAGGAAUUUCGGCAUGUCACAAUUCGAAUUGGUCAAAAUUGCGGCCGAAAAGUGUAAAGAGGAUUUUCAAAUUGGUAACUAUUCCUGUCUUGUGGCGGAGUUUCACCUUUCUAGAUCGCUCGGCUUUCACCUGGUGCAGUCCUACUUGCCCACGAUUCUGAUGGUGGUGAUCUCUUGGGUGUCAUUCUGGAUGGAUGUCAACUCUGUCCCAGGUCGUGUCACGUUGGGCAUCACCACGCUCCUCACCGUCUCCUCCAAGGCGACGAAUAUUCAAGAAAAUUUGCCACAAGCUUCGUACGUCAAGGCGAUCGAUAUUUGGAUGGGUACUUGUACGGCCUUCGUAUUCUUGGCACUCUUGGAAUUCACUGUGGUCAAUUAUUUAUGGAGAAAGGACUGUUGCAAAAACUUUCGCAAAAACUUUCGCAGCGAGUUGAGACACUACACGUCAACGGAAAACUUCUCAAACAACACGUCAAAUCUAAUACACAAGGUAAAAGAUCGCCGGGAUGACGGCAUGGUUGUCAAGAAUCAUUUGGAAGCAAGGUUCGUUCAAGGGACGGCACAACACCAUCUGACCCCACACCUAGGUUCGGACCAUCCCAUCAUGCCCGUCGAAGGGAUCAACAUUGUGGAGCCUUUAUCCUCCAGAAAUUCUUUCAGUUUUCAAGCCAGAGCGAGACACAUUGAUGAGACCUGUCGAUUCGCAUUUCCUUGCGCGUUCUUAAUCUUCAACUUUAUUUACUGGCCGUACUACUUGUUGACGUAGCCGAAUACUGGGAGAGAUUUUUUGGAAAAAAAUUAUGAAAACGAAAAAAAUUGGAACACAAUUUGUGAUAAGACAUUAAAUCGUGUUAAGUAAUCGUAUAUUAUGAAAUGUAUUUAAUGACCAAGUUGGAAUUGAGGAGGAAUGUUUGUAAAAUCCGUGAAAACUUGAUAAGUUUAGAAAUAUUGGAAGGAAAAUGAGGUUGGAAAUGUUUGUAUUGAAGAUUUAGAGAGAUUGAAGGCGUCUCGUUAUUUUAUAAACUGUGUAAAAAAGGUUUCUAAAAAUCUGAGUGAAUUGGCUCACUGUGUGAUAUUUGUACUUAGGAUAUGGAUGAUGCCAUGUAUUCGAAACGAGCUAUAAGAGGGCUUUACUUACUCAACGGAGGAAACUUAUAAAGUUAAAUUGAUUAUUUGUAAGGUUUAAUUCCGAUGGUGUUUUUUUUAAAUAAAUUUACAUAGUUAUUGAACUACAUAAUAGAUAAACUUCUCGGUAGAGUCGUCACUGGUUGGAAGUAAGUUAAUUAUUUAUUUAUAUUUGUACAGAUUUUGUUGCUUGAUAAAUAUAUUUUUAAAAAUAGUACCCUGAUUAAGUAAAAUUGUUGAUAUCUAAGGUCCUCGUUUCACUAGAUUAAUUUCGUAAUAUAAUUAAUGGUGACAAAGUCAUGUUGGAAAGUUAAAUAUACAGAUAUUUACGUAAAUAAUUACAUAAUUAAAUAUACACAAGGAACCUAAAAUUUAUAAAUUUACUUUAUUUUUCCUUGGGAGCAGUUGCCAAGAUCUCCCCUACGAAUAGUAUGUUUUUUAACUCAUUGUUUAUGGAUUUUAAAUCUUCGACGUCAAUGUUUCGCAUUUUUUCAAAUUUAUUAUUUCUUAUUAAGGUACCACAAGAGGUUGAAUAUUUCAGUUUUUUAUGGACUUAGCAACAUGAUUUUUUAGAGAACAUGAGUCAAGACAUGAAGUACAGCUCCGCAUAGAAACAAGGGCAUUGGGGUAUUUUUAAGAGCUCCCCGAGAUGGAGGGGGAGGACUUUGAGGUCAUAAUGGUUGUUAUUUGGAGUCACUAUAUAUUUCCGCAGGGUGUAUAAUCGGUUUGUGGGCUCAUUUGUGUCAGGUAAUGAGAUGUGAACCAUUUUUGACCUCAGAAACAUAAAAUAAUAUGGAGGGGCAAGUAUAGAAAUGCUAUUUCGAAAAGUAUGGAAGACAAUAUGGAAAUGAGACCCAUUAUGCUCCCCAUGUAAAACUAUUUCGCACGAUGUGGGAGUCGUUCCACAUUUGUGCUCCGUAUGGUUUGGACGCUAGGACGUUUUAAAAAAAAUUCAUCAUGUUCGACUAUUUUGGCUAUAAAUACGUAAGUAUAAGUAACAGCAAAAGGGGACAUUUACCAAAAUUUAGAGUAGUAUAUUUUUUACAAAAUUUGUAUUUGAACCAAAUUUCUACCUACUAUAAUUUCUGAGAAAAUUACAAUCAAAGUGAGUGGUAUAAUUCCUUGCCAACUCUCUUGUGGUACCUUAAAUAUUGACCGAAAUAAUUUUUAAGGUGUAUAUAUUCAUAUAAAAAUGUUACAAUUUCCAGAAUUUUUGGGCAAAUUUAUUGACUUUGAUUUGAUUCGAUUUAUUACCCUUGUGGCUGAUAGGAUACAGCAAUGAAUGUUCUUUACAUGACAAUUUUUAUAUACAGUUUGGGCCACUUUCUAAUUAAAUGUGGAACAGCAAAAUAUACAAUUUUUGGUGCUCUUUGUAUUUGUAAUUAAUAUAAAGUUACUAGUUUUAAGUAGUGUAUUGUUUAUGUUUACACUCAAAAUAAGUUGGUAAAAAAAUUGUCACUCGAUCCAACAAUACAUAAUUUCGGCCAGAUUCAAAAUUGCUACAACGCUUUAAUCAAUUUCUAACCGGAAGGUGUCAAAUUUGAAUUUCGCAGAAAGUUUCGGUAGUGUCCGGAGGCAAAUGUUUACCAGCGUGGUAGAGCUUUAAAGUGACUAUUCAUGUACAUGCGGUGACGAUUUUGUUACCAUCUUGUUUUUAGUGUAUUUUAAAUCAUGCCCAUUAUCAAAGAGCAUGCAUAAAUACAGCCUAUGAACGAUGUACAUCUGUUAAUGGUAAAUUUCGUAAAUGCUCAUCAUACUUAAUUGCUACGAGAAAAUGUGUCUUACAAAAAUGUGAAUGACUGGAUGAUUAUUUUUGACCAAUAAAUACUAAAUCUUACUUAUUA
Molecule: messenger RNA, 4427 nt
Organism: Folsomia candida
Lineage: Eukaryota; Metazoa; Arthropoda; Collembola; Entomobryomorpha; Isotomidae
Product: glycine receptor subunit alphaZ1
Exons: 16
Coding region: 815-2224 (469 amino acids)
Biological process (GO): signal transduction; chemical synaptic transmission; regulation of membrane potential
Cellular component (GO): synapse; neuron projection; membrane
Molecular function (GO): chloride channel activity; transmembrane signaling receptor activity; extracellular ligand-gated monoatomic ion channel activity
Source: RefSeq, a predicted model, not a curated record